UCACCCAUCCCUCCCCCCUUUUCGUGGCGCCUCCUGUUUAUCGUCCAGCUAAAAGAUGGCGUUAGCGGCUAGCUAAAACGAUUAUUCUUCGUUUGAUUGAAUUAAUUAUGUCGGUGGGAAUAAUUAGUCAUUGCAAAUACUUUAUUAUUCUUGAGAUGGGACUUAAAAACAUAGAUUAUAGCACUUGUGUUCGCACAAUAACGCACCGUGAUUGUUUGUUGGGCCUUCUCGCAUACAGAGGCCUGUUUUUUUAGGGAGUGGACGAGAGGUUGACAAACUUCAACUCCCAGCAACAUUGCUGAGAAGUUAGGUCAAAGGUCCCCCUGUCAUCAUCCAUGUCAUCACUUUCUGUCUGAAGUGACUUGUUAGUGAGGAUAAGCAGAAGAGCAGGUGGGUUGGAGACAAUUAGUGGCAUCAUGGCGUCAAAGCCAGUGCCAGGGAUCCAGAAACAUGGGACAUGGGCAGGCAACCCCAGAGAAGUGUCCUCAGCCUCCCCAGAGACCUCUCUGACCUGGUGCCUGUCACAGCUCUCUAAACCUGGGAGAGCAGCAGCCGAGGACCACAAGCCAGGCACUGCAGGGCCGGACACCAGUGGACACAGACAGCUGGACAAGAGGGUCAAAGCUGGGCAGUGGCGAGCACUGGUGGCCAUCCGCACACAGCACAUUAAAGGAGGAAGCAGUGGGAUAGCUCGAUUCCGAGGCCAGGGUGGACUGCGCACUCUCCUGGACCUGCUAAAGCACCCUGAGUGUUCCAGGAAGACUCUGGACCUGGCUCUCAGCAUCCUGGCUAACUGCUGCACUGAGAGACAGACACGAGUUGAGGUUAGGAAGCUUGAUGGAAUAUCUAUUGUGGUGGGUAUUUUGAAGAAGAAUGUAGCCAUGGAGACGAUCCAGAACAGAGCAGCCCGGGCCUUGGGGAACUUGGCCAUGGACCCAGAGAGUUCCACACUUAUCCACUCUGCCGGUGGUGUUCCACUCCUGCUCCUCUGCGUCUCUCUUGCAUCUGCCCCAUCCCCUCCCUCUGAUGACCCACUGGAAGCCCCUUCCUCUAAACUAGAGUGUGCUCAGUCGGCUGCCCGUGCCCUCCUCUACCUUGCAGACACCCCCCCAAACCGCCUUUUACUGCUCACCCAGGGUACUCUGACUGCUCUCGCCCCGCUCAUUGCUCCAGAGUACCCUCUGGGGCUGAGGAGAGCAUCACUCCGGACCCUCCAUGAGCUCACCAGGGGCUGUGGUGUAGAGUGUGCUAGAGAGGUGUCCCGAUCUGGGGUUCUAGCUCAGCUAGGUGUCAUGGCUUCGGGAGAGGCCGCUAAACCUUUUGAGGAGCUUGCGUUGAAAACCCUGGCCAACAUGUGCACUCAAGGCUGCUUACGUCCUCUGGUGGGUUCCCUGGGGGUAAUCCAGAAGUUUACGGAGGAGGUCAAGAAGGACGGCCUGAAGUCUGGAGUGUUCCUCAAGGCUCUCUGCUUAUGCUGCAAAGAGGCAGUGAACCGGGCCAAAGUGAAGGAGAGCGGCGGUCUGGAGGUGUUAAUUGGCUUCCUUGGUGUCCAUCGGAGCCACCCCCUCGACCGGUUGGUCAUUCUGGCCUGUGUUGACUUUGUCUAUGACGAAGAUGCCCUGGAACAGUUACAAGAAUUGGGAAUAGUCCCCCUGCUAGUUGCUCGGUUAGUGGAGCUGGCUAAAGGUGAGGAGCCAUCUGCUGGGAAGAUGGAUGUGAGCCUCACCUCUACCAUGUUCGCUUCAGAGCUGCUGUCUACGUCAUGUUUCGACUCAUUUGACUUCCCUCCCCCAGAGGGGAACAGGAAAGAGGAGAUGGGGAAGGAGCAUGUCCUUGGGUCAUCCAGCUUUCUUAGCCUGAGGUCCUGGUUGGUGUCUGAAGGAUUGAUCUCCUCUGAGGGGGAUCUUCUUGAAUCUCCUGGAGGCACGGAGGGAGAUUGGGGGAGUCUUCAUAUCCCCUCUUCUUCUCCCCAAACCUCUUCCCCUCUGCCCUCCUCUACCUCCACCCCCCAAGCCCAGCCCGGCUCCUCUACCUCCACCCCCAAGCCCAGCCCGGCUCCUCUAUCUCCACCCCCAAGCCCACCUGGCUCCUCUACCUCUGCUCUCCAUUCCUCAACUAUCCCACCCCUCACUUCCGUCUCCCCAUCCAAGUUCUCCUCCCCUCCACGGAAAAGGCCACGUGUCCUCUCGACCACCCGCUCCAGUGUGGUGCCCCUCGACACCCCUCCCACAGUGUCCCGACCCCAGGCCUACCACCACCCCUACCACCCUGAGCCUUGGGCCCCAGAGUCUCCCAUCCUGCUGCUGCUCUCACGCUUCUCUCAUGCCACGGACCCCAGCGCUGCUCUGGUCAACUCGGGCAUCAUCUCUGGCCUACUGUUCUACCUCAGCCAGCAUCAGGACCCCAGCGGCAGGUGCUUCCGCAUGCUGUGCCGGCUGAGCUGCAACCCCAACUGUCUGCAGGCUCUGGUCAGGACUGGCUCAGUGGCUCUGAUCCGCCAUCACCUGGUCCAGAGAGGGAGUGACCCUGAGAGUUGGGGAGCUGGAGAGAGGCAGACUGAUAGGGUCAAGGCCAAAGUGAAACAGCUUGGUCUUGCUCUGCUUAGUAAUCUACGUGUUCAGUGUGAGUCUGGAUUUGGUUCUGGAGUCCUGAGCCAUGUGAUUCUGUCAGGCUCAGAGUCAGACAAGCUGAACUGUGCUCUGUCUCUACCACUAGUAAAUGGUAACAAGGUUCUCUUGAAGAAACUUCUUCUAGACAACGGUGGUCUACUCUUGGCUCUGGAGCCCCUUGGAUGUAAUGAGGACGAGGAAGAGGAAGACCAUCACACCAGUGAAUGCCGACGACUCCUCUCAGAUUGUCUCAACUCACCGCAACAUGUCUCCGCCCCCCAGCUCCACUCUCUAUAUUUCUCCCUGCUGAUUGGAUGCCUCUCUAGUCUGAUGGGUUGCCCCAAAACAGUACUGGCUAAAAGAAGGUGCAGGGUACUCAGUCCUAUCAAACCCCUGUCAGUCUCACAAACCGGUAAAGCUUCACCCCCUCCCUUAAAAAAACCUCGUCUGGUCAAUAUCUGUGCUUACAAUGACUCAACCUUUGACCUCCUCUUCCUGCUGGACGAUGGGAGCCAGGUGUCAGCCAAUAGGGAAGUAGUGGCUGGGGCCGAGGGAACCGAGGUGGUGGGGUCCGAGUACUUCAGGGCCCUGUUGAGGGGGAGCUUUGGAGAGGCCCAAGGGAAAACUGGGGAGGCCAUCCCCAUCAGGGAUGUGAGCCAAGGCAUGCUGCUACCUGUACUGCACUAUCUGCAUGGCUGUCGCCUGAACAAGGACGGAGAGACUGCAGAGGAACAGGGGGAUGAGACGGAGAGAGAAGGCAGAGGAGAGUGUCAGAUUUUGGGAUCCUUGGCCUCUGAGGGGCUGGGUGUCUGGAGAGACGGGGCAGAAGAACCCUCACCAGAGGCACAGAGCUUCCAGAAGACCCCCCUAGCUGAGACGAUGAUGGGGGCCUGUAGGUUUUUGGUGACAGAGUUGCAGAGGGAGGUGGAGGAUCUGUGUGUGUCUUUGCUGUCCUGCUCUGCCAAGAAUGCUGGUCGAAUUGCAGAUGUUGGCAAAAAGCCUCCAUCUAACAUGGACCAAUAUGGAUCAGAGGGAGAGUCUGCUGACGAGAGCCUGGCAAACCGCACAUCUGGACUAGAGUUGAGUGGUUCUGAGGCCCAGACAGACUCCUUGGCCCCCACAGUGACAGCAGGCCAGGCUGAGUCACUACAUGGCUCUGGACUCCGACCCUGUCAGCAGACAGAGGGUAGACGGCACUCUGCCCCUGGACCAGGCCAGAAGGGCAAUAGUGCACCAAAGACAACCUCAGGACUGGAGACUUGUGUCAAUCCGCUGAAAUCAAGUUCUGCCUCAAAGUGCUGCAAAAGACGUUCUAAACUGCGGAGUGUUUCAAACACACAGAAGGUUGCGGAUUCUGUACAGGACUCUAAAGUUGGUCCUGGUAGAUGGACCCUCCUACCACAGGUGUAUUGGUUUUCCCAACGGUACAGCUAUCCUGGACUGGGCAGGGCCUGCCUGUCCCUACUGCUGGGCUCUCAGGGCUUCUCCCAGCCCCGCCCUUCUUCCCUGGCUGCAGACUGCCUGCGCAGACUGGCCAGAGAGGCAGACUGUACAGAGACUCUGAAACGUGACCUAGUGAGUCUGGCCACCAUGGCCCUGAGCUGAGAGGGGGAGGGCUAGGAGGAAAGAGGGGUGUUGGGUGGAGAUGGAAGUGAGGAGAGGAGAAACCGGAUCAAAUAGAUUAUUAGGGAUGGUAUGAGAUCAUGUGAUUGUCUCUCCAAUGACACUGAAGUUUACGUUUGUCAUUGUGAGGAGUCUUCACAACAUGAUUAGCCUUCCUUCCUUGUGAAUAUCUGUCUUUGUCUCACAACAAAUAACCUUUUAUAUUCCAAUAUUGGUGUUUACAAAGUAAUUGAAGUUUGAAUGAUUUUCUUCAGAAUAGUACAUUUAUAUUUAAAGGAGUCACGCUGCCAUUUAACGGGAUGGGUUCUCAGACAGUGAAUCAUGAGGAAAAUAAUGAUCUCAUGGUACACUGUAAAUUAAGUUGUAUUAUAAUGAAAACAUUAGCAUAAUGUAAUAUGCUAAAUACUUUUGUUGCAUGUAAUGUUAACUUUUUUUUAUAUUUUCAGUUUGAUUUUGAAAUAUACACAGCUGUCCUGUAAAUGUCCUGUAUUGACUUGGAUGACUAAUAAUCAGGGUGGAACUGGGUGCCAUGUUGUAUAUGCUGUAAAUAAAGUGAACUUUAGGAGUAGCUGCAAGGUGACGAUAACAGAGAUCAGCUUUCACUCGCCUCAUGUGAAUCCACGCUCCUCAAUAAAUCUGUUUAGACGUC
Messenger RNA from Oncorhynchus nerka (sockeye salmon), 4881 nucleotides. It is a transcript of the gene armc5, whose product is annotated as armadillo repeat containing 5. Bases 417 to 4214 code for a protein of 1265 amino acids. The record is from RefSeq and is a predicted model, not a curated record. The transcript has 10 exons. NCBI's taxonomy places the organism in Eukaryota, Metazoa, Chordata, Actinopteri, Salmoniformes, Salmonidae. Gene Ontology annotation, cellular component: cytosol. Gene Ontology annotation, molecular function: protein binding. Gene Ontology annotation, biological process: anatomical structure morphogenesis.